AACUGGGAACGAUGGAAGACCUCUCUGGAUUGGCUGGGGCGACCAAAGAACACGGGAGCCCUCUCUUCCUGGCUGCAGCGAAGAGACAAUGGCGAUUGGCAGAUCCUUGUUGCAGGAGAGCGUGGAUUGGUCAGGUCUGGAUAAAGGGGCGGGACUAACAGCCCAGAAGCGGCGGCGGCGGCUGCGGAGCCGGUGUGAGGCGGCAGAACCGGGCUGUGGGCCUUGGCAGGGUGCGGCGAUAUGGAGGUGACGGGGAUGACGGCGCCCACGGUGACCGUUUUUAUCAGCAGCUCCCUUAACAGCUUCCGCUCUCAGAAGCGGUACAGUCGCAGCCUCACCAUCGCUGAGUUCAAGUGUAAACUGGAACUGGUGGUGGGCAGCCCUGCUUCCUGCAUGGAACUGGAGCUGUAUGGUCCUGACGACACGUUCUACAGCAAGCUGGAUCAGGAAGAUGCACUGCUGGGCUCCUACCCUGUAGAUGAUGGCUGCCGCAUCCACGUCAUCGACCAGAGUGGUGCCCGCCUUGGAGAGUAUGAGGACGUGACCAGAGUAGAGAAAUACAAGAUCUCACAAGAAGCCUAUGACCAGAGGCAAGACACAGUUCGCUCCUUCCUAAAGCGCAGCAAGCUGGGCCGAUACAAUGAAGAGGAGCGGGCCCAGCAGGAGGCCGAGGCUACCCAGCGCCUGGCUGAGGAGCAGGCCCAAGCCAGUGCCAUCUCUGUGGGCAGCCGCUGUGAGGUGCGGGCACCUGGGCAGUCCCCUCGCCGGGGCACCAUCAUGUAUGUAGGACUCACAGAUUUCAAGCCUGGGUACUGGAUUGGUGUCCGCUAUGAUGAGCCAUUAGGGAAGAACGAUGGCAGUGUAAAUGGGAAACGCUACUUUGAAUGCCAGGCCAAGUACGGCGCCUUCGUCAAGCCAUCAGUUGUGACCGUGGGGGAUUUCCCAGAAGAGGACUAUGGAUUGGACGAGAUGUGACACCCAAGGAAUUCACUUGUUCCAGCUCCCCACUCUGCCACUUAUCGCCCCUCUUUGUGUGUCCCCAUGGCCAUCUUCCCCUGACCUCACUAUAAUUUUAUUUACCUUUCCCCUGCCUUUAAUUUUUGUGACACAUGCAUUAAAUUACCAGAAACC
This is a messenger RNA of Nycticebus coucang (slow loris), 1131 nucleotides long. RefSeq names its product tubulin folding cofactor B (gene TBCB). Gene Ontology annotation, molecular function: alpha-tubulin binding; microtubule plus-end binding. The transcript is spliced from 6 exons. Bases 241 to 975 code for a protein of 244 amino acids. Lineage: Eukaryota; Metazoa; Chordata; Mammalia; Primates; Lorisidae. Gene Ontology annotation, cellular component: nucleus; microtubule plus-end; cytoplasm. Gene Ontology annotation, biological process: post-chaperonin tubulin folding pathway; tubulin complex assembly; cytoplasmic microtubule organization. The record is from RefSeq and is a predicted model, not a curated record.